Molecule: messenger RNA, 1299 nt
Organism: Suillus subalutaceus
Lineage: Eukaryota; Fungi; Basidiomycota; Agaricomycetes; Boletales; Suillaceae
Exons: 9
Coding region: 82-1299 (405 amino acids)
Source: RefSeq, a predicted model, not a curated record
UGCACCUAUAACAUCAUACCUAACCACCACCAACCGCAUCCUCUGGCACCAUUCCCUAUCCGCGCGUCGAGCAUAAUCUCAAUGCUGCGCUCCAAAGUUAAAGGCGGAUGGAUGAGCAGGAUGUGUGGGGAGGAGUAUGAUGCGCAGAGGUGUACGAAGGCUAUUGGGGAGUAUCAGAGUUUGGAGAAGAGGGCCGUUCUAUGUCUCAACCUCCUGAACCUCGUACAAACGUUCACCAUCACCUCCGGUCUUCUGAUUAGUUCCUUGAUCGUCGCGUCGUACAUCACGAGGGGACAGAGUGAUGCUAGCGAUUCCGAGGUGUUUAUCACCUAUUAUGCGCAGACAACGUAUCCUUCUCCCACGACUACCAAACUUCUGCACUGCACAACAUCUCCUUCAAAGUCCCCCGCGGCGGAUGCGUUGCCCUCGUCGGCGAAAGCGGAUCAGGAAAAAUGCCCACGGGUACGGGUGCGGGUAUGGCCUUUGAUAACCGGAGGUUUACCCGUGCAGUUGCCUACCUUCCACUCCUUCGUUCUCUUCUCAUCCAUCUCCUUUCAUCAUUCUGAACCUUUCUUCCUCGUCUAUUUCUUGCCUUCUUCCACUCCUUCUCUCAUUCUGGUACCUUCGGGUGUCGUUCGCAUAUGUUCAAGCCACCACUGGCGGUUGUUGGAAUCGCGUGGGGGAGUAGAUGGUGGUCUGGAUGGUGCUGGCGGUGUUGAUGCUUGCAUGUUCAUGGGUAUACCCUUCACAGGGAGGAGGAAGUUCGCGUUCCAAGCUGUUCAGGGUCGGAGGGUGGGAUCAGGACGGACAGUCGCUAGCUGCACGGAGUCUGUUGAUUUUCACUGGCACUUGCUAGGCGAUCCAACGAUGGACGGUGGAUAUGCUGAGCGUACUGAGUCUGACAGAGACAAGAGUGACGGCGAAGAUGACAAGACCGAUGGAUCUGCUGAAGAGGAGACAGUGCAAGACGAAAAUAUCAUCGCUGCGCAGUCUUCGCUCCUUCCAGGCGCCUCAAUCUUCCGUCUUCACUGCGGUUCCCUUCCUGCACCAAACCGUCUUGUCUCUCUAUGCGGGUUCUCCGUUUUUCUUUCCUCAGAAUCCAAGAAACCUGCUCCGCCGUCCUCUAUUUUCAUUUGUACGUCUGUGGCAUGCCGUGGUCUCGACCUACCUCUGGUUCGUGCACUCAAGUACGACCUGCCGAUUGAAUGCGGCGCGGCUACCUACGUGCACAGAGUGGGACACACAUCAUAUGCAGGAAAGGGCGGUAAAGCUUGGAGUAUCGUUGCACACAGCGAAUAA